AUGCUUGAUGAUAGUCCAAAACAUACUAAAGAAGUAGCUGAUUUAAUAAAGGAAAUCAUUGGUGAAUGUGAUGGAUAUAAAUAUAUUUUUGAUCACAAAUAUGAAGCUUUGAAAGGAGAUAAUAUUACAUUUUAUUAUAGAUGUUCUCAAAGUCAAAUAUUAGAAAAUAAAACUCGAAAAGGAAAAGAGAAACAAAGAGAUAAAGUGUCUAUAGAAAGAUUUUCUUGCAAUGGGUUAUUAAGAAUAAUAAUUAGUAAUCAUCAAAUUGCCGAUAUUAACUUAGUUCACAAAAUCUUACAUAUUCGUCCUAAUCGGUUUGAAAUGGAUUCAAGUACUAAGGAAUUUAUUCAACAAAACAUUAAUCAGACACCACAAAACAUAUAUUCACAAAUUGAACAAACUUGUCCAAACAUAACUCAAAAGCAG
Racocetra fulgida is the source of this 426-nucleotide messenger RNA. The record is from the annotation of a GenBank genome assembly. NCBI's taxonomy places the organism in Eukaryota, Fungi, Glomeromycota, Glomeromycetes, Diversisporales, Gigasporaceae.